Molecule: messenger RNA, 1753 nt
Organism: Rhodamnia argentea
Lineage: Eukaryota; Viridiplantae; Streptophyta; Magnoliopsida; Myrtales; Myrtaceae
Product: probable magnesium transporter NIPA6
Exons: 9
Coding region: 297-1274 (325 amino acids)
Biological process (GO): magnesium ion transport
Cellular component (GO): membrane
Molecular function (GO): magnesium ion transmembrane transporter activity
Source: RefSeq, a predicted model, not a curated record
CGGUCUGCCUAUGUCACGGCCUGCGAAGCCGCAAGUCGGUCCAGCCGCCGGAUGCUUCCGACAAGACGACGAACUCCGGGCGUCGUCUCUCUGGCGACUGUGGAGAUUCUCUCCGCGCUGCGACUCUCUCGGCCUUCGCGCCUCUCCGAUCGUCGGUGGGAGACAACUUCAGCUCGAUCGACUGAGGAGUGAUCCUCCCAAAUCAGAAGAGAACGGCAAUCAGAACGUCGUCCGAAUCCGCGAGCACACACCCCGAAGCGAUUGCAUGAAUACGCACUCGCGAGAACGAGCUGCAGAUGGUGAUGUCCGAUAACACCAGGGGGCUCAUACUGGCGGUGGCCUCGAGCGCGUUCAUCGGAGCGAGCUUCAUCUUGAAGAAGAAGGGCCUCAAGCGCGCUGGUGCUGCUGGUACUCGCGCAGGGAUUGGAGGAUAUACAUACUUAUUGGAGCCGCUUUGGUGGGCAGGAAUGGUCACAAUGAUUGUUGGAGAGGUUGCCAAUUUUGUGGCUUAUGUUUAUGCUCCAGCUGUCCUGGUGACGCCUCUUGGUGCAUUGAGUAUCAUAGUCAGUGCUUUUUUGGCACACUUCAUGUUGAAGGAACGGCUGCAAAAGAUGGGCAUCGUAGGAUGUGUCUGUUGCAUCGUUGGUUCAGUGGUGAUUGUAAUUCAUGCUCCUCAAGAGCAUACUCCAAGUUCAGUCCAAGAAAUUUGGGAUCUAGCUACUCAACCAGCUUUUCUUAUUUACGUUGGAGCAACAAUAUCUACAGUGUUAGCUUUGGUGUUGUAUUUUGAACCUCGCUAUGGCCAGACAAACAUACUUGUCUACUUGGGAAUAUGUUCCCUGAUGGGUUCACUUACGGUUGUCAGCAUAAAAGCUAUUGGUAUUGCGAUAAAGCUUACUUUGGAGGGGAUAAGUCAAAUUGCUUAUCCACAGACUUGGUUCUUUGUUACAGUUGCUGCAGUUUGUGUCAUCACUCAGUUGAACUACCUUAACAAGGCAUUAGAUACAUUCAAUGCUGCCAUCAUUUCACCAGUAUAUUACGUGAUGUUCACGACUCUGACAAUUGUUGCUAGCGCAAUAAUGUUCAAGGAUUGGUCAGGUCAGACUGCAAGCAGCAUAGCAUCGGAGAUAUGUGGAUUAAUCACUGUACUUUCAGGAACAAUCGUACUUCAUUCAACAAGAGAACAGGAAUUAGCUAAUGCACGAGGCAGCGUGACGUGGUAUGUUGGUGGGGAUUCCAUAAAACGUGUUGAGGAAGAACAUCUAGUCACAUAGAACAAUUCAGAUUACUUGGAGCAUUGAGAGUUUACAUAGAAUGAGCUCCAAGAGAGUUUUCUCCUCUGGUUCGGGAAAGCUUUUUCAUCAUUUGAAAACUCUACCCAGCACUUUUUCUCGUUGUUGACAUGGAGAGAGUCUAGUGCUUUGCCAAGCAAAGUUUGAGGGACCCAAUUUGGCUGGUGCGCACCUCUGUUAGUCUCAAUUUGACAAGCCUUGAGCUGGGGUUUUGAAAUGAAGAAUGCCCAUUUUCUAAGCCCUUUCACUGAAAUCCACACUGGAUGUGCUAGCGCCGCCCUAUUAACCCGGAGGUCCCCAGACAUGAAGAAAUCGGCAACGGAGCAAUUGUCUCUGUACAUAUGUUCUGACAUUUUCUUCAUUCAGCCAUUUUUUAGUGUUUGCCUAAGUUGUGAAUGAGCGCAUCCAAUGCUGAUGAGGAAGUUUUGCUUCUAAUAAUAAGGAUUGUGGCUUCAAUCUCA